Ricinus communis (castor bean) is the source of this 1519-nucleotide messenger RNA. RefSeq lists its product as uncharacterized. The transcript has a single exon. Lineage: Eukaryota; Viridiplantae; Streptophyta; Magnoliopsida; Malpighiales; Euphorbiaceae. The record is from RefSeq and is a predicted model, not a curated record. The coding region runs from base 446 to 1204 and encodes 252 amino acids.
UAAAAGAAAAAAAGUGUGCCUUUUGUUUCUUUGAUCUUUAUAUCCACACAACACAGCAUCAAAAAUCUCUCUCUUUCUGUUCUGCUAAUUUAAAUCUUGAAUCUCUUAUUAUUAUAUACCCCACCUAAAUCAAAGCAAAGAACCCGUCAAAAAGAAAUUCAAGAAAUAGAGCAGAGCAGCAGAAAGAAAGGAGAACAAUUUUUAUAGUCACCGUUAAACUCGCUCUGUGACUUUCAAGACCAUAUUUUAAUUUUCUUUCUUGGUCUUCUCUAUGUGCUCUCGGCCUCUCUAGAGGCUGAGCCGCCCUGUUCCUCCACCCCCACCACCGCUACCGUUAUGCUGUAUCAACAAUCUUGAGAAGAAUUCUUUGGUGCUGUGCUGUGUUACUUUUGAUUCUUGAUUUUCUUGAAUUGGGCUCUUUUCUUUUUCUUCUUCUCUUGAACAAAUGCAUAUAAUAAAUCCAGCAAAAUUAAUCAAGAUCAAAAGAAAACCUUCAUUUAAAUCAAACCCACCAUUUAUUGAGACUAUGUUUUUCGAAAUCGAUAACACGAGCACCACCAUAUCAACCUCGGGUGCUACUAGCACAACCGUGACAACCACAAAGAAACAGUCUUUCAUAUCUCGUCAAAUUUUUAUUCAUCCACCGUCACCGUCGCCAUCUUCGUCAUCACUUUCUUUAAAGAAGCGUCGGUCAUUGCUUAGGAAACACGCCCACUCCUCCGCCUCCACCAACUCCUCCAUUCGCAGCGGCCAUUUUGCUGAGUUCGCCGGUGGCACAACCGCUGAAUGCGCAGCUAUAUGUUGCUGCUGUCCGUGUGGGUUGGUUAACCUUCUUUAUUUGGCUAUAUACAAAGUACCGGCGGGUCUCUGCCGCCGUGCUUUAAGGAGGAAGCGGAGGAAGCAGCUUAUGAAGGAAGGGUUGUUGCCAGCAAGAACAAAACGGUGUCGCUGCGGGUGUGAUGAGACAGAGAUACAGAUUCAUCCAGAGAUGAUUAGACUUGAUGAGGAGGAGACAGAGAAUGGUGAUGAUGAUGAUAAUAAUGUUGCUGAUGAGGAAGAUGAUGCUAUGGUCAAAUUAGAGAAAGAGAUGUGGGAGACUUUUUAUAGUACUGGCUUCUGGAGAAGUCCUUCUCAAAGAGAGACACCAACAAAUACUACUGUGGUUAAAGAACCAUCAAAUAUGUCUAAGGUUAAACCAUUAUAGUCUUUCUUCUGCAUUGUUCUUUUCUUAAUUUCUCCAACUGGUACAUAUUUUCUUUUUAAUUUCAUAUACAUAUUUGUUGUUUCGUUCUUGUUCUUGUUUGAUGGGGAUGACGACAAUGGUGAUUGGAUUGAAUUGGAUUGGAGGAUUUAUGCUUCUUAUUGUACAGUCAAAGGAAAAGUGUAAAGAAAGGGUUGAAAGGUUUCAGAAGUGGGUGUGUGGAAUUAAUGUGUGAAAAACUGAAAAAAAAAAGUUUGCUUUUGUUGUGGAGUUUUAUUAUUGAUUUUUCUUUAAUAAAUUCUUUUAUUAUUACCAGCU